Messenger RNA from Antechinus flavipes (yellow-footed antechinus), 1299 nucleotides. RefSeq names its product vomeronasal type-2 receptor 26-like. The transcript is spliced from 4 exons. Gene Ontology annotation, molecular function: G protein-coupled receptor activity. The record is from RefSeq and is a predicted model, not a curated record. Lineage: Eukaryota; Metazoa; Chordata; Mammalia; Dasyuromorphia; Dasyuridae. Gene Ontology annotation, biological process: G protein-coupled receptor signaling pathway. Gene Ontology annotation, cellular component: membrane. The coding region runs from base 1 to 1236 and encodes 411 amino acids.
AUGGAGUCUGCAUCAUCUCAUGGAGACCGCACACCACCCCAGCUGAACUCCUACCUGAAGAACACCCAGUUUAAGAACAGAGCUGGUGACCAGGUGUUUGUGGAUGAGAAUAGACGCCCUGAAGCUCAGUAUGCCCUUAUGAACUACGUGUUCUUGAAUAAAGAUGCUGAUAUUCUUCGGAAUGUUCCCUCUGCAGUCUGCAGCGACAGUUGUCAGGCUGGAUUCAGGAAGUCCCCUUUGGAGGGGAAGGCUCCCUGUUGUUUCAACUGCUCCCCAUGCUCAGAAGGGGAGAUUUCCAGUCAGAUGGAUACAGAGCAGUGCAAGAAGUGCCCAGAGGAUGAAUAUCCCCAUGAGCAGAGAGAUCGCUGCCUCCCCAAGACUGUGACCUUCCUGGGUGUGAAAGAAACUUGGGGGAAGGCCUUGGCUUUUGUGGCUGUUUUGUUUUCAUUUCUGACUCUCCUGGUCCUAUGGGUCUUUGUGAAGUUCCAAGACACUCCCAUAGUCCAAGCCAAUAACAGGAACCUCAGCUACCUGCUCCUCACCUCCCUUUCCUCCUGCUUCCUCUGCUCCUUGCUCUUCCUGGGCCGUCCCACCGCUGCUUCCUGCCUUCUCCGACAAACAAUAUUUGCAGUUGUGUUCACGGUGGCUGUUUCCUCCAUUUUGGCCAAAACCAUCAUAGUGGUUCUGGCUUUCAGGGUGACAGGGCCAGGGAGCAGGAUGCGGAUGUUCCUUCAUCCCAGAGUGCCCUACUGUGUGGUUCUCAUCUGCUCCGGAAUCCAAGGGCUUUUAUGUGCCAUCUGGUUGGGGACCCAUCCCCCCUUUCCAGAGGCAGACACACGCUCUGAAUCCAGGCACAUCAUCCUCACAUGUAACGAGGGCUCCACCUUUGCAUUUUACUGUGUCCUGGGCUACAUGGGCUUUCUGGCCCUGGGCAGCUUCACCAUAGCCUUCCUGGCCAGGAACCUACCCAAUGCUUUCAACGAAACCAAGUUCAUCACUUUCAGCAUGCUGGUGUUUUGCAGCGUCUGGGUCUCUUUCCUCCCCACAUAUCAGAGCUCCAAAGGAAAAGCCGUGAUGAUCGUGGAGAUCUUCUCCAUCUUGGCCUCCAGUGCCGGGUUACUGGGCUGCAUUUUUAUUCCCAAAUGCUAUGUGAUCCUCCUGACAUCAUGGGAAAAUAUCCCAAAUCAGAUCAACACUCAAAGGGGUUCAAGAAGCAGGAAGUUUUCUUUUUCUUAAUUUAAUAUGUUUAUUUUCCCCAGUUACAUGUUAUUAAAUAAAAAGCCAGUAGCUUACCUUGGA